AUGAAGUUCCUUAGUCAAGUGUGCCUAUCCGCAGCUCUGCUUUUGUCACAAUGCAGUGCUUUCAGCCCUCUUGCCUCCACUAGUCGACAAACUACUAUUGUGCAAGAUGCAAUGAAAUCGCAAUGGACAAUGAUGCCCGAUGAGCCAACACCUGAGGUUGAUCCUCGGCGCAAGAACCCUGAUGAGCAACCACCAUCUCCCCCUGUUCGAAUGCCCGUCAUUGAUACUGAAAAGGGUCAAAUGGAUGUCAUUAGUCGAUUGUUGAAAGAUCGUAUCCUAUUGCUAGGACAAGGAGUUGACGAUGAAGUCGCAAACGUUUUGGUUGCCCAGCUUCUUUACCUUGCCAACGAGGACCCAGAAAAGGAUAUUACUUUGUACAUCAACUCUCCAGGUGGAUCUGUUUCUGCCGGUAUGGCCAUUUACGAUACCAUGCAAUACGUUCCAUGCGAUGUUUCCACUGUCUGUUUCGGUAUGGCUGCUAGUAUGGGCGCCUUUUUGUUGGGUGCCGGUGCCAAGGGAAAGAGACGAGCACUUCCAAACUCCAGAAUCAUGAUCCACCAACCUCUAGGAGGAGCCCAAGGUCAAGCCGCCGAUAUCGAAAUCCAAGCAAAGGAAAUCCUUUUCAUUCGUGAAGUUUUGAACACUUACAUCGCUGAAUACUGCGACCAACCAAAGGACAAAAUUGAAGCCGAUUGCGACAGAGAUUUCUUCAUGACUCCAGAGGAGGCUGUUGAUUACGGAAUCAUCGAUGAGGUUGUGAAGACAAAGACAAGCCACAUUGUCAAGCCUGAAAUGCCUAUCUUGUAA
Messenger RNA from Cylindrotheca closterium, 807 nucleotides. The record is from the annotation of a GenBank genome assembly. Lineage: Eukaryota; Bacillariophyta; Bacillariophyceae; Bacillariales; Bacillariaceae.